AUGAACGUGCUAGGUCCCGCUCUCUUCACUCAAAUUCUGCUGCCGGUCUUGCGGUCUACGGUCAAGGUCAAUCUACAGGCACGUGCUGUCAUACUUUACUUAUCCGCCCACUCCCAAGCUCUAAAAAACGCUUACGAUAACUUUGAUCUCUUUCGCACCACGAUUUCCCAAUGGCGAACGACUGCGCGAUAUACUAUAUCUAAAUUGGCUGAUAUUCACUAUGCCAAGGCACUGUCCGAACGAGUGCCGGAUCUCAAGAUAAUUCCUGUUCAUCCCGGCAUGGUAGCGACAAACCUGCAUCAUGAGUCCACCGGCCUUUUUCUUAAGCCGUUCCUGAAUGUUGCAGUAACUCUGUUUGCAACACCUUUGGAGAAAGGUGCUUUGUCGCAAAUAUGGGCUUCCGUAAGCCCUGACGCCAAGACUGGCGAGUACUAUGGUCCGGUUGGUAAAUCAGAGUCUGGUUCAAAGCUGGCUCAAGAUCACAAUCUUCAAGAGAAAGUGUUCCGCUACAUUCAGGCUCAGCUAGACGGAUAUAUCGAAAUCAUUCAAUGA
This is a messenger RNA of Fusarium mangiferae, 552 nucleotides long. RefSeq lists its product as uncharacterized. The transcript has a single exon. Lineage: Eukaryota; Fungi; Ascomycota; Sordariomycetes; Hypocreales; Nectriaceae. The record is from RefSeq and is a predicted model, not a curated record. Bases 1 to 552 code for a protein of 183 amino acids.